Molecule: messenger RNA, 1484 nt
Organism: Abrus precatorius (Indian licorice)
Lineage: Eukaryota; Viridiplantae; Streptophyta; Magnoliopsida; Fabales; Fabaceae
Product: protein-tyrosine-phosphatase PTP1
Exons: 9
Coding region: 108-1112 (334 amino acids)
Biological process (GO): protein dephosphorylation
Molecular function (GO): protein tyrosine phosphatase activity
Source: RefSeq, a predicted model, not a curated record
CUACUCCGUAUCCACAGUGAACACAGAAUAGAAAUCAACUCAACACGACGCCACUGGAACUGGGGAACCUCGUCUCCACUCGCUCUCGUCCCCGCCGGAGAUCCGUCAUGGCCGGCAAUCCUCCGUCAACUACCUCCAUUGCAUUUUCUCCCGAGAAAUUCAAUUUCUCGCCCGAUAAUCCCUCUCGAAUUCCCCUCACUUCGGAUCAGCUCAAUCACUGUACCCAGGCCCUCGCCUUGUUGAAGGAGAAGCUACGAAAUCCUCAGAGGAUCGUUCAGGAGUUCGAUCACUUGCAGGCGAAUAGGAUAACGCCCAGCGAAAUGAAGAGAAGAUGCACCGUAGCUCUUGAUGCUGUCAAUUUGAGCAAAAAUCGAUACACCGACGUUUUACCGUUUGACAAGAACAGGGUUGUUCUCAAAUCAAGCACAGAUUAUAGACCUGCAGCACUGGGGUAUAUUAAUGCAAGCUUUGUAUCGACCUCCUCCUCUGGAAAUGUAUCCCAAUUUAUAGCCACACAAGGCCCACUUCCCCAUACUUAUGAGGAUUUCUGGGAAAUGAUUAUCCAGUGUCACUGCCCUGCAAUUGUCAUGCUUACUAGGUUGGUUGAUAAUUACAAGAUGGUAAAGUGUGGAGAUUAUUAUCAAGCUGAGGAUGGACCUAGAGAAGUUGGUAAUAUUUCUAUUAUCAGUAAAUGGGUGAAAACUACUGCAACUUCACUGGUGCUGCGCCAUUUAGAGGUCAACCAUAGAGAGGUAGAAGAUGCACCAUUAUCUGUUUUGCAUAUUCAGUAUCCUGAAUGGCCCGACCAUGGAGUUCCUGGAGAUACCUUUGCUGUGCGUGAAAUUUUGAAAAGAUUAUACCAUUUGCCUUCAAACCUUGGCCCAAUAGUGGUGCACUGCAGUGCAGGUAUUGGUAGAACUGGAACAUACUGCACAAUUCACAACACGAUUCAGAGAAUACUUACUGGUGAUAUGUCUGCUGUAGAUAUCAGUAACACAGUAGCUGUGUUCAGGUCCCAACGUAUUGGAAUGGUUCAGACCCAGGCGCAAUACAUUUUCUGCUAUAACGCCAUCAUAGAUGAACUGGAAGACCUUCUAUCUCAGCAGCAGUAAGAGUAGAACGUGCUGGGCCAAAGGAUGUGAAGCAGCUUGCCUCAUUUUGAAGCUAACUUUCAAUUCUUCGAUCUUUAAUUUGGUUCCUGCAAUGCCCGUGUCUCCCGGCGGCUGGGUCUGAAACAUUAGCAUUAUGAAGAUUUUAUGAAUUUCAUCACCGAACUUAGUUAUUCUGAACCUUUCAUGUAUAAUUGCAGGCAGGGGAAAGCUAACAAAUAUCAGCGUCCUUUUCAUUAUAUUAUUAGAAUUCUAUUGGGGAACUGAAAGGCAUAAUGACUACAAUAAUCAAAAUCAAUUGUCCUCGUGUUACUAUUUUCCUUUUUCUUAACUUUCAUUCUUUUUGCUGUGAUGAAUAAUACGAUAGGAUUAAGU